CCUUGACUGGUUUGUCGCUUGGAUGGGUGUAGUGCGCUGCCAUGAGAUUAGAUGUUCACACGCGAAAAUCAUCUGCAUGGCCGUUUAAAGGGUGGCAUUUGGAGAGCAGGGGAAUACGACUGUGUUAUUCUUUUUAACACUCAGGUCAAUGCAGAGAUGGUGUGGGUGGUAUCUUGAUUUUCAUUUUUGCCAAACCCCAAGCUUCUCCUAUUUCUAUGCUCUGUGAACAUAUUCAAGUCUUAUUUAUCGCUCUCUCUUUCUCCCCUUAUUUCCUUUGUAGGAUAAAUCAUUAAUUACAUCGCUCGUUUUUUUCACAUCUUGGUCACCGGCUGGCCGUUUCAUAGUCAUCCUCUUCGAUGAAUUUAAUGUAUUAAUAUCAAUUUCCAACGUCCGCUACAAGACUUUAUACAUGCAUCAAUCCUUCUGUUGAGAUGAUUCUUCCUGCACGGAGAUUUCCAAUAUGGAUAUGGGAGUGGGCGUUUCUGGUCAUCCUUCUCCUAAUACCUCAAUCGUCGCAAGCACAAGAUAAUGCAACUCCCGACUCCAACGACCCCCUUACUCAGAAUAGCACAAGCACAUCACAUUCUGGGUCAGAAAAUGACUCUGACGACAGCAAAUUCAAGUAUCCGAUCAUCAUUCUGUCCGUGAUCGUCGGCGUGGUUGUCAUUAUUUCAGUCGUAUCUUCCAUUUUCUACCUCACCACCAAGCGCGGACAAUGGAAUGUCCGAGAAGCCCUUCGUCGAUCUACCAGCCAUGUUUCCGAUGCUAUGAACCCCCCCUCAACAGCUCAAUACACGCGAUCACCCCGAAAUUUCCACUAUCCAAGGCGGAAUCGUUCACUACGGGGAAUGAUCAAGCUCCAGACAUCCCACACAGCCGAGCCAGCACCUGCACAUAUCAACGGCCCAUCGCGACGCUUCGAUGAAGCGCAUCACCCACACAUGGUUGGAUGGGGACAACGAGAGCCUAGACGUGGGAACGAGGAGUUUGAUCUGGAACGAGGCAUUGAGCUGGCGUCGACGGAUCAUAUGAAGGUCACGGUAUCUACGAUAGACAGUAGUAUUCGGUCUGGGAGUUCGUCGUCGAAGGGCGGACGGGGCGGUUUCUUUGGGUUUGGUCGUCGUGGGUAAUCAUAAUGCAGACCCUCCCGGCAGCAGGUCUGCCGGGUCAUUACUGGUGUUGGGAAUUUUUUUCGGAGAGGGUUCUUGCGGUUCUGUACUGUAUAUGUAUAAGUACGGCGAAUUAAUCAAGUCUUAUGAUACCAGUCGUUCUGAAUAAUGGAAGAAUAUAGAGAACUGCCCCAUGGUUAGAAGCAGAGAUAUCACGCAACUGAAAAGUGCAGGUUGAUCAUAUGAUUGAUUUCUGUGUAGAUUAGGGCAGGCAACACGUAACUACUAUAGAUGAAUGAAGCAACUAACACGGUUCCUGGCAAGCACUGACAGCGCCGCGUCC
Messenger RNA from Talaromyces proteolyticus, 1452 nucleotides. RefSeq lists its product as uncharacterized. Bases 432 to 1130 code for a protein of 232 amino acids. The record is from RefSeq and is a predicted model, not a curated record. NCBI's taxonomy places the organism in Eukaryota, Fungi, Ascomycota, Eurotiomycetes, Eurotiales, Trichocomaceae. The transcript has 2 exons.